UGUUUCUUUAAGGAAGCAGAAAGCCAUUUUCCGUUAUCUGUUCUCUUUCAUUCAACGCUCGUUUUCUCUUUCUAUAUCUAUCCCUCUUUCUCUCUCUCUCUCUAAAUUCCUGUGACACUCUUCUCUCCUAUCGAAUUAGGGUUUUCCUCCUAUUCUUCCGAGUCGACUCAGUUGCAGCAGCAGCACCAGCCAUGAUUUCCGAUGGAAUCUCCAACCCUGCGAUCCCCAUGGCGUCUUCCAACCCUAGGGAUUUCGCCAAGAAAAAGAGAGCUAAUCGUUCGGCCAAGUUGAAGCAGUGCAAGCUUGAUGCUCGUCGUGAGCAAUGGCUUUCACAAGUUAAGAGUAAGGGUGCCAAGGAGGAGUUGAAUGGUGGAGGUGGGACUUGUGGUAGUGGGAUGGAUGCUGCCAAUGAGAAGGGCCAAGUGUUACAGAAAUUAGAGAUCAAGUCAGAAGGGGAAGAAGACAAUGGUGGACUCGUGCAAGAUCACCACAACACUGACUUGCCUGUCUUGGAAGGGAGUGAUUCCGGAACAAACUUUACUGGGAGCAACGGUAGCACUAGCUGUAGCAGUGGUGGGUGUUGUUCAAGGAGCAUGAGUGAAGAAGAUGAGGAGCGGGAUGAUGUGUGCUUUGAUGAUUGGGAGGCUGUAGCUGAUGCUCUGGCUAUCACAGAUAAGAAGCAGGAGCAGCCUACUAGGCCAUGUUUGGAUGAUAGAAACGACAAUGUUGUGCAUUUAAGUUCACAAUCAGAGUUGUCUAGCUGCCAGGUUUCAGAUGUCGAUAUAUCAAAGUCAAAGCUAGAGAGUGGAGGUUUGGCACCUGGACUUCCUAAGAUUUGCCAAGCAUGGAGGCCUGAUGAUGCAUUCCGUCCUCAGAGUCUUCCCAAUUUGUCCAAGCAGUAUAGUUUUCCUCUGAACUCAGGACGGCAUUUCCGCGGAGGGUCUGUUUGGGGGCGUAAGAACUUGUCCGUACCCACAUCAUGCCCCAUAUGCUAUGAAGAUUUGGAUCUCACAGACACAAGUUUUCUACCUUGUUCAUGCGGAUUUAGGCUCUGCCUCUUCUGUCACAAGAGGAUUCUUGAGGAGGAUGGGCGCUGUCCUGGUUGCAGGAAGCAGUACAACCAAGAUCCCGUUGAUGGAGAGGCAACCAUGGAUGGUGGCUGCCUGGCAGUCCGAUUGGCUCGUUCUUGCAGCAUGAUCUCAAGGUCCUAAAAGUACUAUAUUCCCCAUAAACAUAUAUGUCAGGUCCCUAUUUCUUUGUGGAUUGAGUGUGUUCUUGUUAUACUCAGAUUUUUUGUAGUAGCAUGAUGUUGAUAUAGAAACAUCAUUCUGAGCACAUGAGGAAAUAUUCUAGUUCUCUUAUGGUUCUAGUGCAUGAUAUAUGGUGCAUCUGUGCUAUUGUAGAAGGAUUGCUAUGUGAAUAUAUAUGGUGGUAUAGAAAUUUAGUACAUUGAAUCUGAUAAAAAUAAAGAUACAACUUUGUCCA
This is a messenger RNA of Ipomoea nil (Japanese morning glory), 1485 nucleotides long. RefSeq lists its product as uncharacterized. The record is from RefSeq and is a predicted model, not a curated record. Gene Ontology annotation, cellular component: CCR4-NOT complex. Gene Ontology annotation, biological process: protein ubiquitination. Gene Ontology annotation, molecular function: ubiquitin-protein transferase activity. The coding region runs from base 192 to 1211 and encodes 339 amino acids. Lineage: Eukaryota; Viridiplantae; Streptophyta; Magnoliopsida; Solanales; Convolvulaceae. The transcript has 3 exons.